GCGGGUUUCAGUUGGGUCUCGAGGUUGCGGUGCUGAGCUGUUGAGAAGUGGGUACAGCUCCGCCAGAUGCUGCUGCUCCGGUCUCUGCGGCACGCCAUGCCCCUCAGCUUCUUCCGGCGCGUCCUCCUGGCGGUCCUACUACUGGUGAUCAUCUGGACCCUGUUUGGGCCUUCGGGCUUGGGGGAGGAGCUGCUGAGCCUGUCCCUGGCGUCCCUGCUGCCGGCCCCAGCCUCGCCAGGACCGCCCCUCGCCCUGCCCCGCCUCUUGAUUUCUAACUCUAGGACCUGUGGUGGCUCCGGACCCCCUCCCUUCCUGCUCAUCCUGGUGUGUACGGCCCCAGAGCACCUGAACCAGAGAAACGCCAUUCGGGCAUCCUGGGGCGCCAUCCGCGAAGCCCGGGGUUUCAGAGUGCAGACGCUCUUCCUCCUGGGAGAACCUAUAAGACAGCAGCUUGCUGACCUGGCUUCAGAGUCAGCAGCACACGGGGAUAUCUUGCAGGCUUCCUUCCAGGAUUCCUACCGCAACCUCACCCUCAAGACCCUCAGUGGGCUGAACUGGGUCAACAAAUACUGUCCUAUGGCCCGCUACAUCCUCAAGACGGAUGAUGACGUGUAUGUCAACGUCCCAGAGCUGGUGUCAGAGCUGAUACAGAGAGGGGGGCCUUCGGAGCAAUGGCAGAAGGGCAAAGAGGCACAGGAAGAGACAACAGCUAUCCGUGCAGAGCACAGAGGCCAGGCAGUGCCCCUUCUAUAUUUAGGCCGGGUGCACUGGAGGGUGAGUCCCACUCGGACACCAGAGUCCCGGCACCAUGUGUCAGAAGAACUGUGGCCAGAAAACUGGGGUCCUUUCCCACCCUACGCCUCGGGUACGGGGUAUGUACUGUCUAUCUCUGCUGUGCAGCUCAUCCUGAAGGUGGCCAGCCGGGCCCCACCUCUACCUCUAGAGGAUGUCUUUGUAGGAGUAAGCGCAAGGCGAGGGGGCCUUGCCCCCACACACUGUGUCAAAUUGGCUGGUGCUACCCACUACCCCCUGGAUAGGUGCUGUUACGGGAAGUUCCUGCUGACGUCCCACAAGGUGGAUCCCUGGCAAAUGCAGGAAGCCUGGAAGCUGGUGAGCAGGCUCAACGGGGAGAGGACUGAGCCCUUUUGCUCCUGGCUCCAGGGAUUUCUGGGUACCCUGAGGUGCCGGUUCAUAGCCUGGCUCAGAAGUUGAGAACCUGGGGCCACAGAAAACAGAGAUCUUUGCCCAAAGUUGGUGCAGAGGUUGUAGUUCCCUGUGGUGAUCCAUCUCCUCCAUUUCCUCACAGCUGACUCAGCUACCAACCAAGGAUAGACAGGCUGGGGCCUGGCCUGCCAGCUCCAGGGAAGGAUAAAGCCAAGGGCGGGAGGGGACUCACCAGCAGGGACAAGGGUCCAAUAAACAUGUCUCUCUACCUCAAGUGCAGCGUCUUCACCAGGCCCCCAGCACACCUGGAGAGCCCAGAGCUUCCAAUACUGCUCCAUGUUGGGUUUUGUGACAACCACUCUGGGGCAAAGGCUUGAGCAGUGGUGGGGAGACAGGCAGGGCAGUGAGCUGAGUCUAGAACAGCCACACAGGGGAAGAACAGAUCUACAGGAUGGUCCAGACAUGUCUCCAGAAACUGUGUUUAAUGUCCGCACACCCAAAGAGCUGUCUGCUCAUACCCAGUUAAGA
Molecule: messenger RNA, 1692 nt
Organism: Mus pahari (shrew mouse)
Lineage: Eukaryota; Metazoa; Chordata; Mammalia; Rodentia; Muridae
Gene: B3galt4
Product: beta-1,3-galactosyltransferase 4
Exons: 2
Coding region: 67-1212 (381 amino acids)
Cellular component (GO): membrane
Molecular function (GO): N-acetyl-beta-D-glucosaminide beta-(1,3)-galactosyltransferase activity
Source: RefSeq, a predicted model, not a curated record